ACUUUUCCUUUUUGUUUCCUUUAAUUAUUUUUCUUUCCUAAAGGUCGCUAAAAAGUUGAAGUACAUUAUAAGAAUUGGAUGUGAAUUUCAUAUGUGUUCUUUCAAUAGAUAUAGUGAUUCACUUCGGUCGCUUAACAAAAUGAUAGUAGAUAGCCAGUGGUCAUGGUGGUCGGAAUUCGAAGUUACCGGCAAGAAAGUCGAGCUCACUUUCCCAGUAUUCACUUUAUCAGCCAUUUCAUUCGCUAUUUUUCUGUACAUAUCCUGGAAGUCAAGGUCAAGGUUGCCUCCCGGACCUCGUGGUUUGCCGGUGCUGGGUUACCUUCCGUUUCUUGGCGCCAACUUGCUCGAUGAAUUCACAAAAAUGGGUCAACGUUUUGGCCCGAUUUUCAAACUCCAGCUCGGAAGUAAGACCUACGUCGUCAUCAGCUCCUCAGACCUGGCUAAAGUUGUGCUCCGUGAUCAAGACGAUACUUUUGCUAACCGAGACCCUCCGGUGGCUGGCAUAGCUCUCACAUAUGGUGGCAAAGAUAUAACCUGGUCUGACAACAACACCUACUUGCGUAACAUGCGUAAGGUGUUGAUGUACGAAGUGAUGAGCCACAAGAACCUGGAAGCUUCACUCUCUUUCCGGCGAGGUGGAGUGAGAAAAACUGUCAAGAAUGUGUAUGAAACAAUGGGCACGGAGGUGGAUAUUGGUGAGACUGCGUUCUCUACGUUGUUGAGGGUCAUAACCAGCAUAAUAUGGGGGAAAAGUUUCGAUGAAGAUGAAGCAAGCAAUACUCUUAUGGUUGGGUUCCGGGAAGUGAUUACAAGUGCAAUGAUGGUUUUGGGAACCAACAACGUGUCGGACUAUUUUCCGGUGCUGGCGAGAUUCGAUUUACAGGGGGUGGAGCGAAAAAUGAAGAAAGAAGCUCAGAAGCUCGAUGGGAUCUUCCAGAAGAUUAUCGAUGAUAGAGUGAUCAGCCUUAAAACCAAAGAAUCAGUAGAGCAACAGGGAAGAAAGGAUUUAUUACAGGUUUUCCUUGAGCUUAAACAAGAAAAUACUGAAUCAUCAUUCAGUGAUACGCAGAUAAAAGCUCUUUUCAUGGACUUUUUUGUGGCAGGAACACACACGACAACAACAGUGACAGAAAGUACAAUGAGGGAGCUUUUGAAAAAACCAGAUGUAAUGAAAAAGAUACAAGACGAAUUAGAACAAGUGGUAGGCCUAAACAACAUUGUCGAAGAAUUUCAUCUUCCAAACUUACGUUACCUAGAUGCAACCAUUAAGGAAACAUUCCGUUUAAACCCAACACUACCACUCUUGGUAACGCGAUCUCCGAAUAAAUCUUGCAAGAUUGACAAAUACAUAGUCCCAAAGGGUUCUAACGUGUUUUUGAAUGUUUGGGCAAUACAUAGAGAUCCUAAAUAUUGGGAUAAACCUUUAGAAUUCAAUCCUAACAGAUUUCUAAACCCCGAUGGAAAUGCCAAAUUUGAUUAUAACGGAUUGAAUACCAAUUUUCUCGCUUUUGGUGCUGGCAGAAGAAGGUGUCCCGGGGUUCCCUUGUCUGAGAAGAUGUUGAUGUACCUUUUGGCUUCAUUGUUGCACUCCUUCAAUUGGACGUUGCCUGAUGUGAAAGAAUCUGAUAAGCUUGUCCCGAAGAAACCAAAACCACUCCUAGCUAUUCCUUCUCAGAGGUUACCAGACAAUAAUCUCUACAUGUAAUAGUACUAAUUCCAUUUGAUGUAAUAAAAAUUGGAUGCAGUGGCUGAUCACAUUUGAAUCCAGUAGCUAUAAUAAAAUAUGGAUCCACCUUUUAUCCGAUUGUAAAUUAUUUGAGAUAGUUUAUUGAUAAUCUAGC
Molecule: messenger RNA, 1841 nt
Organism: Lactuca virosa
Lineage: Eukaryota; Viridiplantae; Streptophyta; Magnoliopsida; Asterales; Asteraceae
Source: the annotation of a GenBank genome assembly